GGGCGGUGUUUGGGGUGACGGCGGGAGCAGGAGAAAGUUGCGCUUUACGCUGUGCACUUCCUGUUAAAAGCAUGUUGCGUUCCACCACCCCAUCCGAGUCCCGGGUCUGUGCAAGUCCUGGGCCCCCUACUUUUCUCGCGGCGUCCCCGCGGCUGCUACCCGGGAUUGCAAGUGCGGCUGUGGGGGAAGGAAACGGCCAGCUUGGAGCAGGCGCCCCUGCCCUCCUCUCCCCGCAGGGCUCGAGUCGCGACCCUUCAGGGUGGCAGAGCUGCCCCAACAGCCGCCAGAACUUCUGCUAGCAGCAAAGAAAUAGCCCAAUUGCUGAGUAUUUGCAUUUGCACCUCCUCUUCCCCCUCCUCCCCUCCCUUCUACCAAAGAAAGGAGGACGGACCUGGGCUGGUUUAUUCUGCGGCCGGGGAUUAUAUUUAUAUACAAACUGUCUUAUUCUCGCCAGAUUUUCCACUUAAGGAACAGACAUAGGAGGGUUAUUUUUCCAAAUUAUUUUUUUUUUAAUUGCACCUGCCUUUCAGCUUACCUUUGGGAAUUUGUGGGAGGAGCUGAGAGGGUGGAAAAUGUUGCUUUGCUUUGCAAAGGGAAGAAAACUUUGUCACCCAGCAGACCUCUGCCAUGUGUAACCUGGUAAGAGACCAUAACCAGGGCAGCAUUUGACUUUGAUUUUGCAUCUGAAGAGCCCGUAGGAGACAGCGGACACUUGAACCUAGCGCUCAUCGCCGAUCGCCGUCCCCUCCUGGGUGGCGGCCGCCGCGAGUUACCUGCUCACCACCCCCACCCCCCGGGGGAAGUCCCUACAAGGUGUUUUCAGAGGUGGAAGGAAAAUAAUAAAGAGCACGCGGAUCCAGUCCCACGGCAAGAAGCGUGUGAAGGAAAGUGCGGCGGCCGGGGGAGGAAAGACAAGGACCGAAUUCCAGGAACGAGUCACCCGGAAUUAACUUCUGCUUAAAGUUAUGGGAAGCGCGGCCAUGGACACCAAGAAGAAGAAAGAUGUUUCUAGCCCCGGCGGGAACAGCGGCAAGAAAAAUUCAAGCCAAAAGAGGCGAUCCCUGCGAGUGCACAUUCCUGAUCUGAGUGCCUUUGCCAUGCCAUUCCUGGAUGGAGAUGUGGAGAGCUCAGAAAAGCAUUCUUCUCGUAAGGUGGAAAGCCCCUUCAGCUCGGGCAGCCCCUCCAAAGGGUUCUUCUCCAGAGGCCCCCAGCAUCGGCCCUCCAGUCCCGUGUCUGCUCCCGUGAGGCCCAAGACCAGCCCUGGCUCUCCCAAAACAGUGUUCCCAUUCUCCUACCAGGAGUCCCCGCCCCGCUCCCCGCGCCGCAUGAGCUUCAGUGGCAUCUUCCGCUCCUCAUCCAAAGAGUCUUCCCCAAACUCCAACCCGUCUACCUCUCCGGGGGGCAUCCGGUUUUUCUCCCGCUCCAGAAAAACCUCCGGCCUCUCCUCUUCUCCAUCUACACCCACCCAAGUGACCAAACAGCACACAUUUCCUCUUGAAUCCUAUAAGCACGAACCUGAGCGACUAGAAAAUCGCAUCUAUGCCUCCUCUUCCCCUCCGGACACAGGCCAAAGGUUCUGCCUGCCCUCCUUUCAGAGUUCGGCCAAGCCUCCCUCAGCAUCACCAAAACACUAUGCCGCCCCCAAAACCGCGGCUGUAGCGGCGGCGGCGGCGGCAGCUCCGGGAACCGCUGAAGCCGGCAUGCUGGAGAAAUUCGAGUUAGAAGAAGAAGCAGUAGAAGAUUCUGAAAGUGGCGUUUAUAUGCGAUUCAUGAGAUCACACAAGUGUUAUGAUAUUGUUCCAACCAGUUCAAAGCUUGUGGUCUUUGACACUACAUUACAAGUUAAAAAGGCCUUCUUUGCUUUGGUAGCCAACGGUGUUCGAGCAGCGCCACUAUGGGAGAGUAAAAAACAAAGUUUUGUAGGAAUGCUAACAAUUACAGAUUUCAUAAACAUACUACAUAGAUACUAUAAAUCACCCAUGGUACAGAUUUAUGAAUUAGAAGAACACAAAAUUGAAACAUGGAGGGAGCUUUAUUUACAAGAAACAUUUAAGCCUUUAGUGAAUAUAUCUCCAGAUGCAAGCCUCUUCGAUGCUGUAUACUCGUUGAUCAAAAAUAAAAUCCACAGAUUGCCAGUUAUUGACCCUAUCAGUGGGAAUGCACUUUAUAUACUUACCCACAAAAGAAUCCUCAAGUUUCUCCAGCUUUUUAUGUCUGAUAUGCCAAAGCCUGCCUUCAUGAAGCAGAACCUGGAUGAGCUUGGAAUAGGAACAUACCACAACAUUGCCUUUAUACAUCCAGACACUCCUAUCAUUAAAGCCUUGAAUAUAUUUGUAGAAAGACGAAUAUCAGCUUUGCCUGUUGUGGAUGAGUCAGGAAAAGUUGUAGAUAUUUAUUCCAAAUUUGAUGUAAUUAAUCUUGCUGCUGAGAAAACAUACAAUAACCUAGAUAUCACAGUAACCCAGGCCCUUCAGCACCGUUCACAGUAUUUUGAAGGUGUUGUGAAGUGCAAUAAGCUGGAAAUACUGGAGACCAUCGUGGAUAGAAUAGUAAGAGCUGAGGUUCAUCGGCUAGUGGUAGUAAAUGAAGUGGAUAGUAUUGUGGGUAUUAUUUCCCUGUCAGAUAUUCUCCAAGCCCUGAUACUCACACCAGCAGGUGCCAAACAAAAGGAGACUGAAGCUGAAUGACUGCUGUGAAUGCAGAAGCCUUUGUAGAAAAACUUGAACAAAGUUUCUGGGUCACGUUUUGCCUCAUGAACACUGACCGCAAUAGAAGAAGAGUAAAAUGGUUAAGAAUGUAUAUCAGGGUUUAGUGAUGAGUAUUUUUUUUCCAGUGAUGUGGAACCUAAGUAUAAAAAAAGAAAGUUGAUUUUAUGUGCUUGAAUAGUCAGACUUGCAUUAAGUCUGCUUUCAGACCUUUCCCAAAAGAUUUCAAAUGCUAUAAGUCAUUAAAAGUGCACUGUGUUCGAAAAUUUUUAUUAUUUCUCAUUUCAAAGAAUUCACUGGUAUGUAACAGGUAAUACGACAUAAGGUAAGUGUAUGGCAUAUUCAUAUCUUAGUGCCUUAUGUCAGAAUACAGCAAUAUGUCAUCACUGUUGCCCAUCCCUGCUGGAGAACGUAUAGUGUGAAGUGACACUGUUUGAAUGUGAAGGUCUUUGAACUUUUUACCAAAUCAGUUUCUUUUCAUUAGGUGUGUCAAAAAGUUGUAAUUUGAAUAUAAUUACUUUAAAACUUUAAUGGCAGUUUUAUGUUCAAAUGUUUUGUUCUGAACUACAAUGUAAAACAAGACUGCCUUUAAAACAGCUUUAUUUUUUCUUUCAUGGCAAUUUUUUACGCAUCUUUUGGUGGGUAAACUUUACCGUCUCCAUAAAUAACAUAUUGAUUGUUAUUUUAAAAUGGCAAAUUUCUCAUUAUUUAAGUUUGAAUCUGGAAAGGAUUUGACUUCUAAAAUAGCCACUGUUAGAUUUUAAAUGUUAAAGUUUCUAAAAGCAUGCGUGGAAACCUACUCUGUACUGUACUGUAAAUAGGCAAAAGUUGUCAAGGAAAUGAAGUACCGGAAAGAUGUCUAUUUUUUCUUGUGUAUUGAAAUGUAAAAUCAUGAUGUUUGUAUGACUGCUGAUGCGAUUGUUUUUGUAAAUUUUAUUGUGGCAUAUACAGUAUUGUCAUACAGUUGAAAAGAAACAAAAAGUUUCCUGAUGUAAGUGCUCUGAAAUAUUGACACUGUAUAUAUGAGUAUAGUUUGUUUUUUGGGUUUUUUUUUUUUUUUGGCAGAUCAAAGAAAUU
Molecule: messenger RNA, 3782 nt
Organism: Choloepus didactylus (southern two-toed sloth)
Lineage: Eukaryota; Metazoa; Chordata; Mammalia; Pilosa; Megalonychidae
Gene: PRKAG2
Product: protein kinase AMP-activated non-catalytic subunit gamma 2
Exons: 16
Coding region: 966-2687 (573 amino acids)
Source: RefSeq, a predicted model, not a curated record